Xyrichtys novacula (pearly razorfish) is the source of this 7000-nucleotide messenger RNA. Lineage: Eukaryota; Metazoa; Chordata; Actinopteri; Labriformes; Labridae. The record is from the annotation of a GenBank genome assembly.
AGACCGGAUGUUGGGGUGUAGCAGGAUGCUAGGAGCUAACAGCUAACUGAGGUAAACUCGUCGGUCGGUGCUCAGCGGGUUCUCAGACUCGGAUUCGGACCCGGAUCAGGACCUGGUUCCUACUCGAGCUUCUUUAAAAACGGUUCUGGGAGCUGGUCGUGCGCGCGCGUACCGUCUCCAUGGCUACGGAGGAGUUGUACGAGGUGAGUCGACUUCAUGCUAACAUGCUAAUGUGGCUAACAGUAAAGUUGAGAGUGAAGUUUAUAAAACUAGUUCAUAUCAGCUGACAGGUUAAUUAACAGCGAGUUAAUUAACCGACUUAUUAGAAAGAGGGAGAGAGAGGGAGAGAGAGAAAGAGAGAGAGAGAGAGAGAGAGAGAGAGAGUUAACGGCACAGUCAGAAGUCCAGUUAGCUCCGAGUUAGCUCCGAGUUAGCUGCUGUUUGUACCUGAUUAAUCCUCUUUAGUUUCAGUGAGUCACUGUGGAUCCUGGUUACUUUAAUCUGCUGCUUUAGUUUGUGGAUUACCUUCAAAAUAAAACAUGAUAAACUUCAGACGGUUUAAAACAGUCUGUUUGUUCAUUUAAUGACUUUAUAUUAAAGUUAGAGACAAAAAACCAAGAACAUGGUCAGUGUUUCUGCUCAUAUGUUGUUAUUUAGGAUGGAAACAUGUUAAUUUAGUAAAAAUGACUGAGGACAUUUAAAACCACUGAGGCUCAGUCAAUUAUCGAUUGGUGCUGUCUUAAACUAACCCACACCUGUGUUUGUCUGCACACGCACAACAUUCAUCUUUAUCAUUCAAACUAACAACCAUUCUCACAGGUGUGAGGUUCACCUGUCCACUAUCAGAGCUCAUUUCAGGCCUGACCACCCGGACACAGACCAGUGUUCCCAGAUCAAACUGACAGUUUCAGCCCAGUCCAAUAAAAACCACCAAGUUUACAGAUAAACCCGUCAAAUCACGACACGUGCAACAGAAAAACGCUCCAGAGCUUCAUAUAACAUCAAAUAACCACAAUAAAGAUAGAAAGGUUUAACUGCCGAAAAUCAACCACAGAGUACGCUAAUUAGAAGACGAACCUCUGACAUCAGAGCGCCAGAUUAGUGAUAAUGACCUGCUGCACUUUAACAUGGAGGCCUAAUAAACGUCAUUAUUUACAACACAAAUGACCCGUAUGAGGACACCAUGAGGAAACCAGCGGGUGUGAACUAAAAAAAACCUGUGUGAGUGGGCGUGUUUAAUUAUGAGUGGGCGUGUUUAAUUGGUUUAAUCAGUUUGAAUCGGGUUAAUUGAUCCGAUCAGCCGCUGCGUGUUUUUAAACCCUGAUAAAUGAUCGAACGCUCUCACUCCGUCUUUUCGGUCCUGCAGGUGGAGAAGAUCGUGGAUAAGAGGAGGAACAAGAAGGGGAGGGUGGAGUACCUGGUCAGGUGGAGAGGGUACGGGUCAGAGGGCGACACCUGGGAGCCUGAGAGUCACCUGUCCACCUGCAUGAUCUACGUCCACAACUUCAACCGCCAGCACGCCGAGCGCCAGAGAGACACCACCCUAAUGCGCUCCACCCGCAGCUCACCCAGCCUACACUGCAGCCCCGCCCACAGACUACCCUACACGCCGCCGGCCGCUCACAGUGACGUGGGCAGUGACAGUCGGGGGUUAACGGGAGGCCUGAGUCCUGCUCUGAGUCCUGCUCUCCCACCCUCACUCGGCCUUCCAAGCUCCGCCCCCACCAGCUCCCAGCAGCCCCUGCAGGCCAGCAGACUGGGCAGCGGUCUGAUGUCCUUGGUUGUCUCCGCUCGCCGCGGCCUCGACCUGUCCAAGACCGGGAUCAAGAUUCUGGUCCCUAAGAGCCCGAUGAACAGCAGACCCGACUCUGAGGAAUCUCCGAGCGAGGCGGCGCACAGCCUGGAGGCCGGCGCUCAGGAGGCGCACCUGGUCCCACCUGAGGUGGCGCUGUUGGAGAAACCUGCGGGGGUUCAGCUGGGUCCUGGGGAGGAGAGGGCCCGCAUGGGGACCAGACCCCGGAGCCUGAACCCCCUGCCCCCCCCGCGGGUCCCAAUCACACCUGCAGCCAUGCGCUCCUUUGGAGGCACAGGUGAGGUUAAAGGUCAUACUGUCCAAUCACAGAGUCACUGAUACUUCCUGUUUUUAAAGUUCAAGUCAAGGUGCAUGGACAUCAAUGAACCAAUCAGCUGUUUGAUCACUUAAUCAGUCAACCAAUCAGCUCCUCCCUCCAUUUUAACCAUGAAAACAGACUCAGGUGUCAGAACACCUGUCCUACCUGUUCAGCUGCUCCUCUCUGAUUGGCCCUCUCAGUGUCUCCCUGAUGAUGUCACAUGUUUUCAUGCUGGCGAAUGUCUCUAACGGUUUAGCUGAAUCCGCAGCAGAUCCACUUCCUGUUUCACCCCGACCGGCCCGCCCCGCAGGUCGACCCCACAGGUGACCUCUGCUCUGUCUCCAGGUAACUCCCGACUGAUGGAGGCCGUCGCUGCCAAUGGGAUGUCAGGUGUGCAGAGCUCUGUUACCGGGGUGACCAGUGUGGCCGGGAAACGCCGUCUGGAGGAGCGCUCAGCUUUCGACAAACGUCUGAGGUUCAGUGUUCGCCAGACGGAGAGCGCGUACAGGUACCGCGACAUCGUGGUCAAGAAACAAGACGGCUACACCCACAUCCUGCUGUCGACCAAGAGCUCCGAGAACAACACGCUCAACCCUGAGGUAAGGAACGCCGCUCUAUAGUGAUACUACAGUGGUCACGCGCUCUGUGUUCUGCUUUAGGCCACGCCCCUCUGAACCUGCUAACCUUCACUGACAGCCAUCUUUCUUGCUUGUAAUCCUGCCAGGUGAUGAAGGAGAUCCAGAGCGCCAUGGCAACGGCGGCAUCAGAUGACAGUAAGCUGGUGGUACUGGGUGCUGUAGGAAGUGUCUUCUGCUGCGGCCUUGACUUCCUGUAUUUCAUCAGACGGCUGACAGACGACAGGAAGAAGGAGAGCAUCAAGAUGGCUGAAACCAUCAGGUACCUGACCCGGGACACCUGGGUCUGAUACUGUUCACUGUUAAUGCUGUUCUCACCGACCUCUGACCUCUCCACAGAACCUUUGUCAACACCUUCAUCCAGUUCAGGAAACCGAUUGUGGCGGCGGUAAACGGGCCUGCGCUUGGCCUCGGCGCUGCCAUCCUGCCGCUGUGUGACGUGGUGUGGGCCAAUGAGAAGGCCUGGUUCCAGACCCCGUACACGUCCUAUGGUCAAACACCUGACGCCUGCUCGUCUUUUACCUUUCCUCGCAUCAUGGGCCCAGCCUCGGUCAGUCAGCUGAUUAGCCUGACACUCAACAUUAUCCCUGAUCUGACAUCACAGCAUCAUCCCAGUACCUCUGCACAGCCUCCUCCAAUCACUGACCUCCAAUCAUUGUGACCGUUAGAGGAGGAGUGUCCUCACUCUUCAGAACGACAACAUCCUUCCAAUUGACAGAUCAUUACCCCAACACAACAUUAGCUUUAGCAAGGAUUUACACACCACUGUACUGAGGAUGAUGAUGAUGAUGAGGAUGGUGGUGAUGAUGGUGAUGAUGAAGAUGAUGAUGAUGAGGAUGGUGGUGAUGAAGAUGAUGAUGAUGAGGAUGGUGAUGAUGGUGAUGAUGAUGAUGAUGAGGAUGGUGGUGAUGAUGAUGAUGGUGAUGAUGAUGAUGGUGAUGAUGAUGGUGAUGAUGAUGAUGGUGAUGGUGAUGAUGAUGAUGAUGGUGAUGGUGAUGGUGAUGAUGAUGAUGAUGGUGAUGAAGAUGGUGAUGAUGAUGGUGAUGAUGAUGAAGAUGUGAUGAUGAGGAUGAUGAUGAUGGUGAUGAUGGUGAUGAUGAUGAAGAUGGUGAUGAUGAGGAUGAUGAUGAUGAUGAUGAUGAUGAUGAAGAUGGUGAUGAUGAGGAUGAUGAUGAUGAUGAUGAUGAUGAUAAAAAUGAUGAUUGUGAUGAUGAUGAGGAUGAUGAUGAUGGUGAUGAUGAUGAAGAUGGUGAUGAUGAGGAUGAUGAGGAUGAUGAUGAUGAUGAUGAUGAUAAAAAUGAUGAUGGUGAUGAUGAUGAUGAGGAUGAUGAUGAUGGUGAUGAUGAUGAAGAUGGUGAUGAUGAGGAUGAUGAGGAUGAUGAUGAUGAUGAUAAAAAUAAUGAUGUGAUGAUGAUGAUGAGGAUGAUGAUGAUGGUGAUGAUGAUGAUGAUGAUGAUGAUGAAGAUGGUGAUGAUGAGGAUGAUGGUGAUGAUGGUGAUCAUGAUGGUGAUGAUGAUGAAGAUGGUGAUGAGGAUGAUGAUGAUGAUGAUGAUGAUGAUGGUGAUGAAGAUGAUGAUGAUGGUGAUGAUGAUGAUGAUGGUGAGGAUGAUGAUGAGGAUGAUGAUGAUGGUGAUGAAGAUGAAGAUGAUGAUGAUGAUGGUGAGGAUGAUGAUGAGGAUGAUGAUGAUGGUGAUGGUGAUGAUGGUGAUGGUGAUGAUGGUGAUGAUGAUGAAGAUGGUGAUGAUGAUGAAGAUGGUGAUGAUGGUGAUGAAGAUGAAGAUGAUGAUGAUGAUGAGGAUGGUGGUGAUGAAGAUAAUGAUGAUGAUGAUGGUGAUGAUGAUGGUGGUGAUAAUGGUGAUGAAGAUGAUGAUGGUGAUGAUGAUGAAGAUGGUGAUGAUGAUGAUGAUGAUGGUGAUGGUGAUGGUGAUGAUGAUGAUGGUGAUGAAGAUGAAGAUGGUGAUGAUGAUGAAGAUGGUGAUGAUGAUGAUGAAGAUGGUGAUGAUGAUGAAGAUGGUGAUGAUGGUGAUGAUGGUGAUGAUGAUGAUGAAGAUGGUGAUAAGGAUGAAGAUGGUAAUGAUGAUGGUGAUGAUGAUGAAGAUGGUGAUGAUGAAGAUGAUGAUGAUGAUGGUGGUGCUGAAGAUGAGGAUGUGGUCCCCUGAGAAGGUGUUGCUCUCUCCUUAAGUCCUACAGUUCGUCGCCUCACCACAGCAUCAUCCUCAUGACCUUCAUACAGCACUGUCAGAACUCUUUCUGAACUUCAUCAUCGUCAUCCUCACAGAUUCAUCAGUUCUUUCUUUGUCAUCUUCCUCCUCAUGAACCUUCUCAACAGCAUGGCUGACCACAUGACCCUCUCAGCACCAUGACCCUGACAGCUCUGGCAUCACUUCGUCAGCCUCAUGACAUUUACAGCAUUAUCCUCUUAGUCACCUGAAUUUUCGACUGAUCAUGUCUGUUCUCACUAACGGUGUGUUUCUGAUGCUAACAGGCUAACGAGCUGCUGCUGAGCGGCAGGAAGUUGACGGCUCAAGAGGCGUGCUCUAAAGGUUUGGUGUCUCAGGUUCUCUGGCCAGGAACCUUCACACAGGAAGUGAUGCUGAGAAUCAAAGAGCUGGUGACUGUGGACCUCCUGGUGAGUUGAUCUCACACAGACACACACACACACAUACACAUACACAUACACACAGACACACACACACACACACAGUGCUCAGACCUCAGUCCAGCAGUAGAAACUCUCUGACCCCCGAUCUCCACCUUCAUCCUGAUCGUCUCCUAAAAGGUCGUAUCCUCCGAUCGUAGCUGAUCGUAACCAUUCAAGUUAACGUGUCAAUUUACACCGACUUCUUUCCGUUCCUCUGCGGAUCGCCGGACUCCUCAGCUGAUCACAAGAGUUCUAGUUUUUCUGGACGCCGGAGCAUGGCGGAUAAAUUCAGCACAGAUUAACCCGUGCUGGAAAGGAAGUCGGGCACAGACACAAAAUAAAACAUCCGGCUUCUUUUCAAAAUAAAACAUCCGGCUUCUUUUCAAAAUAAAACACUCCGUGUUUCAGGAGGAUCGUAUUUCACACCAUGCAAACGGGCGGAGACGAACAAGUUAAAGGUUUUUAGACGUCAUUUCACCCCGAUGACACCAUGGAUGAGGAGAUGCUGAUUCUAGAAGUCUAGAAGUAGAUUUCCUCCUCUGGAAGGACACAAUCUACUGCUUAUAUGUCUAUGUGUCUGUCUUUAGAGAGACAACUCGUUAUCGUCUGAUUGAACGUGAAUCUGCAGGUUCUUCUGAGCUCUCGUGAUUACCGCUGUCCGUAACCCGCCACGAAAUUCGCCUCACAAACUUAUCUGGUAGGAAAUGGCGGACGGCGAACAUCACUGCCCACGGUUCCAGUUUGGAGAGGUUCUGGAUGUGGUGAAAACUGGGGGUGAGGUCCAGCAGUCUGGUUCUGUCCUCUGACCUGUUUGGUUCUCCUGGUUCUGCAGGUUCUCCGUGAGUCCAAAGCCCUGAUGAGGAACACGAGUCGCGGCGCUCUGGAGCAGACCAACGAGCGAGAGUGUGAGGCUCUGAAGAGGGUCUGGGGUUCUUCUCAGGGGACCGACUCCAUCCUGCAGUACCUGCAGAGGAGGACCGAGCUCUGCUAGGACCUGGACCGGGACCAGAAACGGUUCCCUGGACUGAUGGGAGCUCUGCCCAUGUGUUUGUGUGGUGGUCCUGUUUGGGUCCUGGUCUUAGAGGAAACCCCAGGUCUGGAUCCUGAUCCUGUGGGGUUCUUCAGGGAUCAUCUCUGGACCCCCUCCAGUUUAGAUCCUGGACUCAGCAGGAACCACAUGGGGGGGGGUUGUUUUUGUAGGUUUUUGAUGAAGCGGGUUCAUGGUUCUGGAGAUCCAGACUCAGUUCUGUACUUUGUACCCUGGACCUGAUCAUGUGACUCUGGCGGGGGGGGGGGGGGGGGGUAUUUAAGGUUGGACUGAUAAACAGGAAGUGACCUCACAGCGCCCCCUUCAGGACUAACAGAGACCUUUGACCCCUGCUGUCUGUGGGAGGGGGCGCUAACAGGGACCAUUCAGCACUUUGACUGAGAGGAAUUCUGGGUAAUCACUGAUUGAUGACAGACUGAGGUCAUGUGACCCAUGUGGUCAUGUGACCCGGAAUCAGGUGAGCCGACUGAGCCGAGACUCAGAGACCAGAUCCGAAAGAACUGAACCAGGACCUGGACCACAUGACUCAGAACAUAGAAUCAAAUAAACGGAUUUAAACUGAAAC